This is a messenger RNA of Cyanistes caeruleus (blue tit), 3846 nucleotides long. The record is from RefSeq and is a predicted model, not a curated record. NCBI's taxonomy places the organism in Eukaryota, Metazoa, Chordata, Aves, Passeriformes, Paridae.
AUGCCGAAGCAACCCCCUCCUCUCCCUCCCCUCACCCAUCACCAAAGCAGCUCAGGAAGGCGCCUGCCUCGUUUGUCUCCAGGAAGGUGCACAGCAAAAGCCUCCCAGGAGGGAGAGAUCCCUGGAGGGGACCAGGGAUCCUGGGCAGCCUCAGGGACAGCCUGCAGCCCACUUUCCAGAGGAGCCACCCUGAAUGCAGCCAUGCCGCUCCCCCUUGCCUGCUGCCAGGACGGGGAAGUUCUGACACCACCUCAGGACAGCAGCGCUCCCCAGCUCGUUGUUGGCAUCCUGCGAGCCACCCGGAUCCCUGGGCUGCACUACAUGUGUACCCGGCCACAGUCCCGUCUGCGCCGCCUGCUCUGGAGCCUGGCCUUCCUGGCCUCUGCCGGGCUGCUGGCCACCAGCACCACCGACCGCCUGCACCACCUGCUCUCACGCCCUGUGCACACCCGUGCACGCCUCGCCUGGGCACCCCAGCUCCGCUUCCCGGCUGUCACCCUCUGCAACCCCAACCGGGCACGCUUCCUGCACCUCACCAAGCCCGACCUCUACUCGGUGGGAGAGUGGCUGGGGCUGGCCCAGGAGAACCACUCGCUGGUGCCUGAGAUGCUGGCCGUGCUGGGGGAGGACCAGCGUGCCUGGCUGACACGUCUGGCCAACUACUCACGCUUCUUGCCGCCCCGCCACUCUGAGCGCACCAUGCAGAGCUUCUUUCACCGGCUGGGCCACCAGAUCGAGGACAUGCUGGUGGAGUGUCGCUUUCAGGGAGAGCGCUGUGGCCCCCAGCACUUCACUCCUGUCUACACACGCUAUGGUAAGUGCUACACCUUCAAUGGGGAUCGGAGGAAUCCACGUGUGACCCGUCAAGGUGGCAUGGGCAACGGGCUGGAGAUCAUGCUGGACAUCCAGCAAGAGGAGUACCUGCCCAUCUGGAGAGAGACCAAUGAGACAUCAUUUGAAGCUGGCAUCCGGGUCCAGAUCCACAGCCAGGAUGAGCCACCCUAUAUCCAUCAGCUGGGCUUUGGUGUCUCGCCUGGCUUCCAGACCUUUGUGUCCUGCCAGGAGCAGCGGCUCACCUAUCUGCCACAGCCAUGGGGCAACUGCCGGGCCAGCAUGCAGGGGGAGCAGCUGCUGCCUGGCUAUGACACCUACAGCAUUGCUGCCUGCCGCCUCCAGUGUGAGAAGGAGGCUGUGGUGCAGAGCUGCCACUGCCGAAUGGUCCAUAUGCCAGGCAAUGAGUCCAUCUGCUCCCCUAAUGUGUACAUCGAGUGUGCUGACCACACGCUGGAUGCAGCAGUGGAGGACAGCCAGGAGCGCUGCAGCUGCCCCACACCAUGCAACCUGACACGCUAUGGCAAGGAGAUCUCCAUGGUCCGCAUCCCCAACAAGGGCUCAGCGCGCUACCUCGCCCGCAAGUACAACAAGAAUGAGACCUACAUUCGGGAGAACUUCCUGGUGCUGGACAUCUUCUUUGAGGCACUCAACUAUGAAGCCAUUGAGCAGAAGAAAGCCUAUGACCUUGCUGGGCUUCUCGGGGACAUCGGGGGGCAGAUGGGCCUGUUCAUCGGUGCCAGCAUCCUCACCAUCUUGGAGAUCCUGGACUACAUCUAUGAGGUGAUCCGAGAUAAGGUGAGCCGGGUCCUGCGCCGCUCCAAGCCACCUCUGAAGAAGCCCUCGGGCAGCAUCGCCACACUGGGAUUGGAGGAGAUGAAGGACCAGAGCCCCUGUGAGACACUGGGUCGGCACGUGGAGGGCGCCUACAACGCGGGCAUCCUGCCCAACCACCACCACCGCCACCACUACCCUCACCAGGGAGUCUUCGAGGACUUCGCCUGCUAGGCAAGAUUGGGACUGGGGGGCAGCCCCCUGUCACCCCCCUCCCCAGCGUUCUCAUGGAGAGGGACCACGGCACUGGGUGAGGUGGGCACAGGCCCUGCCUCCCCCACCCCACUGCCAGGACCAGCCACACCCAGUGAUGCCACUGGAGCUGCCUCAGCACCGGCACUGGAGCAGCCCCCCGGCCCUUUUGCCUAUCCCCUCUGCUUGCCCCUAGCACGUGGGCUCAGCCCAGUUUCAAGCACACAGCGUGGAGGGGCAUGGGCAUGCCAGGGGGUUUGGGGGAGCAGCAGGUGUGGGCCAGAGAGGCCCUGGUGCUGCAGAACAUGAAGGGGGUAAGCUGAGGUUCCUGUGAGCCCCUCCAACCCUCCCCUGCUGACCCCUCCUGGGUGGUGGUCUCUGCCCUGCAUGGUUUUCCCCAGGAGAGAGACAUGCCUGGAACAGCUUCCCUCUGCCCGGGAACCACCUCUCCCCCUUCCUGUUGCAGGGCAGGGCAGCGUUGCAGGGCACCCCUCUGAGCAACAUGGCCCCCGUGGCCAGCCCAGGGACACCCCAACUGCAGCCACACCUGCAUGGCACCACCUUGACCCCUGGCACCACCACCACCACUGUGACACACCCCUGAACAUCUGCCUACCCUUGCCCAACCUCACGCAGUCUCUCAGGGCUGCAGCCCCUCCAUCACUGUUCCCAGCCAGACCCCUGCACUGUGACUCCCCCUGCCACUCCAGUGUUGGCCCCCAAUAAUCCCCAGUCAUUUCAGCACUGCAAACCUACUGCCUCCCCUUGUCUCCUGCCCCAAUCUGUUGUGAACCCAUCCUCUCCUUGCCCAGGUAUUGCCCAGAGUGGCUUAUCCCCUGGUGUAGCUGCCUGGCACAGCCCAGGCAGCACGGUAGGUCCUGCCCUCACUCCCCUGCCUGUUGCUGCUCUUUUGCACCGUGCACGUACCCCUUGCCAUGCUCCCAGCCCCAGGUGCUGAGCACCCGUUGUGCCUCCCCCAGACUGUACAUGGUUAGGAGGGUGCUCUGUGCCCAGCACCACCCGGACAGCCACAGUCCAACCCGCUGGCCGGAGCAUUGGCCAAAACUGGCAUCCACAGUCCUCCUGCCUGCCCUGAGAUGGCGGGACCCAUGGCAGGACGCAUGGCAGGACCCGCAGCACUCCCCCUGUCCUGUUGUACAUUGCCUCCACCCCCUCCACUGUAGCAGCAGACACCAGCGCAGGGCAAACUGCCCCAAAAUAUCUCAGGAGGGGGGGCGAGCUGGCAAAGCCCCCCUCAACACACACACUUGGCAGAGGGGGACCCCAGGGCAGGAAUUUGGGACCUCUGGGGAAGGCUGGGGUUGAGCCAGGCAGCCUCUGGCCCUGCUGGUUUGGUCCCCAUCCCUGGUGCCCACAGUUGGAACGUGGCCAUGCUGUGCCGUGCCCAAAGCCAUAGAUGCAGGAGGAGCCAUCAUCCUUGCAGCCCACACAUGGGAGGCGCAGGGCAGGGACCAGGGCACCAGCAGCCCUGGCUCUGGGUAUGCAUGGUCCAACAGCUCCCUUGAAGUAUGCACCCAUGUGUAAGCAUGUUCCCUGUGGGUGCAAACACCCAGCUGCGUGGUGCCCCAUGUUCCCCUGCGUGGGGGGAUAUACAGUGAGCCUCCCAGGAGGCCAGCCACCCCGCUUCUCCCCAGGGAGCCCUCCAGAGCACCCCGUGUUGGCUCCCCAUGGGGUUCCCAUAAGCCAACCUGCAAGCAGGAGGGUCCCCAGAGGGGUGCCACGUUAUCCCAGGAACGUGCCAUGGCCAUGCCAGCCAGCCUUACACCAAGGUCCCCUGCGGCAAGUGGGGGGUGCAGGAUGUGUCCCCUUCCUGCCAGGCAGAGCAGCAGGCCUGAGCGGGGUGGGCAUGGGCACCAUGGUGGGAGGGCCAGCACAAGCCAUCCUCGUGCUGGUGUGAAUGUGAGAGAUGUGCGUCACUGUUUUAUAAAUGUACAAAUGCUCCCUAAUAAAGAGGCACAAGUAGGUCCA